AUGACAGAUGAUAUUUCUCUUCCAACAACUGUCUCAUUUUUAAGAGUUGGUAAACGUCGUUUAGAAAUCUUUCAAAAAGCCUGCAUCAGAUUUGGUCUUAGUGUUGUCAACCAUACUAGCCACAAUUCGUUUAUUUUAAUUGAUGAUGAACUCGAUUUUAUUUCAGCAAGUAAAGCAUUAAAAAGCUCGUCGUUCUCGUCAUCGCCAAUACUUAUUCGAACACAAUGGUUAAGUGAUUCAAUUAAACAGAAUAAACUUUUACCACAUCACUCUUACAUACUUCAUGCUAAUCUUCCUCAAUCAGUAUCAUCAGUAACAGAAACAUGUAAUUCUUCAAAUAGAAAUGAAACCAUAACACAAGGAUCAUCGAUAAAACGAGAACGUUCAAUAUCAUCAUCAGCAUCCGACACUGAUGAAGAAUCUAAUUCAAAAAAACGUAAUAUCGAGAUUCAACCGAUUCAACCAGGUGAUUUACCAAAAACGACUGGGAUCUGGCUAUGUUCGGAAGCUUCUUCAUCGACUUCGAUUAAUGGAAAUCCAAAUGAAAAAAUCAUUGAAAAAUUAAAAGAAAUGUCAAAAUUAUAUCUAAUAACUAAUGAUAAAGGUCGCAGUAUUGCCUAUCAAAAAGCUAUCGAAGCACUUAAACGCUGUACACAUCCAAUUCGAAGCUACGAAGAAAUCAAAGCUUUACCAUAUGUAAAACAAUCUUUAGCUGAUAAAAUUUGGGAAAUCAUUCGCACCAAUGGACUUGUAAAAUUAUCUGCAUUUCAAUCACGUGAUGAUGUUGCUACACUGGGUUUAUUUGCUGGUGUGUGGGGUGCUGGUACUGAAACAACAAAACAGUGGUUUGCACAAGGUUUUCGUACGCUUGACGAUUUACGAAACCGAGCGCGUCUUACACGUACACAACAAAUUGGUUUAAAAUAUUAUGAUGAUUUUAAUGCACGUAUUCCACGUGAUGAAGUUACACGUAUUGAAACAAUUGUUAAACAAACAGCUAAUGAAGUUGUGCCAGGUCUCGUGAUGGAAACGUGCGGAAGUUAUCGCCGAUUAAAACCAUCAUGUGGUGAUAUUGAUAUAUUAAUAACAUUUAAAGAUGGUAAAAGACAUCUACACGAAAGUGUACUUUCACCAUUAAUUGAUAAAUUAAAAGCAAUAGAAUUUCUUACUGAUGACUUAAUUAAUCAUUCUGAAACAUCAUCAUCAACAGGCAAUACUUCAGAACAAAUGACGUAUUUUGGUGUAUGCCGUUUACUUGAGCCGGGCUCACUGCAUCGUCGCAUCGAUCUAAUAUUUAUACCAGCAAAUGAAUGGGCUUGUUCGUUACUUUAUUUUACUGGAUCGGCGAUGUUUAAUCGAUCUAUGCGUCGUUUAGCACGUCGUUUAAAUAUGUCACUUUCUCAACAUGGACUUUAUAAUGGUGUCGUACGAAAAGGUGUUGAGAAAAUACAUACAGGUCAAGCAUUGCAUACACCAACUGAAGAGUCAAUUUUUCAAUACCUUAAUUUACCUUAUCGGCCACCAGAAGAUCGUGAUCAUUGA
Molecule: messenger RNA, 1542 nt
Organism: Rotaria socialis
Lineage: Eukaryota; Metazoa; Rotifera; Eurotatoria; Philodinida; Philodinidae
Source: the annotation of a GenBank genome assembly